Molecule: messenger RNA, 908 nt
Organism: Chrysemys picta bellii (western painted turtle)
Lineage: Eukaryota; Metazoa; Chordata; Testudines; Emydidae
Source: RefSeq, a predicted model, not a curated record
CGUGUAGGGGGGCAGAGGCCGGAAGCGGAAGUGAGUAGCGUCGGCAGGGCCGGUUGCUGUGGUAACGCGGCGAGGCCGUGGCCAUGGGGGAGCCGCAGGACCGGCCGGCCCCCGAGAACACGUACAGCCUGCGGCCGGCCUUCCAGCACAAAUUCCGAUCUUCUGCAGUAAAAGAGUGCAUCCAUGCGAUACUGAAAGAGAAUCUAGCCAAUGUGCAAUACAACCCAGAGGAAACGCCAGAGCUCACACGGUCCUUAUCAGAGACAAUUAAAGAUAGACUGAAAGCAGAGGGAUUUCACCGGUAUAAAAUGGUGGUGCAGGUUGUGAUUGGAGAACAGAGAGGUGAAGGAGUGAAUUUACCCCCCAGGUGUACCGUGUUAAUGGCUUUGUCCCGAUACAUUUGUUUAGCAUGGCUGCACGAUGUUUCUGGGAUGCUGACACUGACAACUAUGCACAGGAUGUUUUUAUGAAUGACAGUCUGUUCUGCGUGGUAGCUGCAUUUGGCUGUUUCUACUACUGAUGCCGGUGAAGAACAGAAAAGAACUACAGUGAUUUUAGAGAGGCUUUUUAGCUUGUUUGGUUUUCUUCAAUAACUUGUACUCAUGUUUUCUCAAAGUAGCAGACUUACAAUUGUACAAAGCAUGCUCACUGUAUCUCUAGAAUACAAGACUUGUGUCCACAACUUCCUCUUCUUUCCUGCUUGUAUAAAUAUAGCUUUGUAGCAUUUUGUUUUUCUUUUGUCCUUUUAAUCAUCCUUCCUGCUUUGUGCAAAAUGGAUUUAUUAACUCCCAGGAGCCAGAUAUAGUGCCUUAAAAGGACUAGAUUGCUUUGAUUAGUAGUGACUUGUUUCCAUAAUGUAAUAAAUAUUUAUGAGCAAUGUAAUAUAAUAAAUACAAUUGUAUAUAUUA